Molecule: messenger RNA, 822 nt
Organism: Suillus fuscotomentosus
Lineage: Eukaryota; Fungi; Basidiomycota; Agaricomycetes; Boletales; Suillaceae
Exons: 3
Coding region: 1-822 (273 amino acids)
Biological process (GO): regulation of mRNA stability involved in response to oxidative stress
Cellular component (GO): cytoplasm; nucleus; post-mRNA release spliceosomal complex
Molecular function (GO): mRNA binding
Source: RefSeq, a predicted model, not a curated record
AUGGCCACAUCAUCUAGGCAAUCUCAGGAUUCCCGUCAGCUAGCCCCCCUACGAGAUACUCGCGCUCAGUUGUUCGUUGGAAAUCUCCCGUAUCGUGUCCGUUGGCAAGACCUCAAGGAUCUUUUUCGUCGCGCAGGCACUGUCUUGCGUGCUGAUGUAUCACUAGGGCCUGACAAUCGCUCACGAGGCUAUGGCACUGUCCUUCUGGCCACCGCAGAGGAUGCGGGAAGGGCAAUUGACAUGUUGAAUGGAUUUUGCUGGCAAACCAGGGUCCUGGAGGUGCGCCCCGACAGGCUUGGCGCAAGUGUCGAUGAAAUGGGCAGCAACCUUGCAAUCCGAGGUGCAAAUGGGCACCCCUCAGGGUUCUCAUCUUCAGGCAAUCCACAUGAUGAAAUCACAUCUGGACAGGAUGUGGUGGGUGGCGCUGGAAUGAAAACCCUAUUUGUGGGUAAUGUGAGUCUUAUUCAUUUGCUCAUAUUUCUUCUACUCCAGCUUCCCUUCCAUAUCCAAUGGCAGGAUUUGAAGGACCUGUUUCGUGCAGCUGGUGCUGUUGCUCGAGCAGAUGUUACCGUUGGGCCCGAUGGGCGCUCCCGCGGGUUUGGAACAGUCAGCUUUGUCACAGAAGAUGGUGCUGAGCGAGCAUGUAGGAUGUUUGAUGGGUGCGUGGCUGCCUUCUUCAUGAUGUACCAUGCACCUUCCUGGUUUCUUAUACAUCCCUAUCUUGUUCACAUGUUGAUCAUGAAAUAUUUUUGCUGUGAGCGCUGUGGCGUGUCGCGGCACUACACACGAUUGGAACCCUUCGAUGUCUUCGUGUUCUGUUAA